AGAAGAUGAUGCAUACGGCCAUACUCUCUUGAUAAACAGACAAUUUCCUGGCUGCGUUACUUGACUGACAUGGCACUAUAGUUUCCACCUAGUCAGGAUUGCCGGAUCCGACAUGCUAGCCUCAAAGAUUGGAGAAGGUGCAUUAUCGCCUUUUCAAUGGAACAGGGAUCAUCUGGAGACUGCGUUACAUCGCGCACAAACUGUAUAUGCGUGGUUCCCAGUCUAGCUUCAUACACCCUUGUCAGUAUUUAGGUACUGAACGACUUAUAAGCCCCGCCCUCCGCCCAGGUCGCGUUCGUCGACACCUUUUUAUACUCGAUCUCCUACUCCUCCUCUCUAACCUCCUCGAACCCUCUUUCCCUCUCUCUCCCAGACAUGUUGUUGCCGCUAGCUCUGAUGAUACUGUCAUGGCUAAAUCAGUACUCGUACACCAUGCUGAUCGGAACACUAUCCAUGAUUGAAGGGCCACACGGCCAACCCUCAACUGAAGGAAAUGCGACGUAUAUCACGAGCUCUCUUCGCAACACCAUUAACCACCUACGUACCCACGUCGGCAACUCGUUCUACCUCCGAGGGUUCGCCCUCGUCCUCGUCCACGACAUAGCCCGAGAUACCAUCCUGCCAGCUCUCCUACCAAUGAAUGGCAACUCGCCGCUCAACCGACACAUCUGCUCCCUAAUCUCCGUGGCGGCUUUGGCAAAUUUACAAGUUCUCUGGGUCCACAUUGUCAUCACCCGGCCAUCACCAAAGUUUCUUUACCAACGCCUUCCCAGUCUGAACUGCUGGGUCCGAGUGAUCCCUAUAGCCUUGCUUGAGUCUAUAUUGUGCAAGCUAGCAGUUCCAAUCACGCUACUCGUUGAACUCCAUCUGAUACAGGCUGUGGGAAAGAUAGACAUUGACCAGAACCUGGAUAAUAGCCAGGCAGCAGCUCACGUCUAUGCGCUCGCGGCUGUCGCUCCCACAUUAGUGAAAUUUUGGCUUGCUCUUCCUGCUCGAGUUGUAUUGGUUCGGAUCGCAGCAUCGACAGUACCAGACGAUGAUGAAUCGAUUGUUCCGCUUGAUCCACGGCUCAAAGGUGGUGGUACUCCGCUGGGCAUGUUCGAUGCAUGGAGGAAAGACUCGUGGGCGCGUGCUUGUAAAAUUCAGACCAAAGGCUUUAUUGCAGGGGUUGCUAUUUUCCUUUUAGGGCAACUGGUUCUUCCUGACUUCCGGAGUUAUGUUCCUUUUCUGCCGAUGUGGUUUGAUAGUUGAUCAAUUUGAUCGUUUGCGUGUGUCUAAUUUUGUAUAAGUGGAGAGGCAUGAAGGAGUUGACUUUGAUAAGCUUGUUGCGAUUUGUUGCAAACCGAGGCUUGAAUGAAUACGCUAAAGCCACCAACUUGGGCUAGAGGGGUCCAGAAGCAUACAGUGGCAUGUGUGAAGGGUUACUCCCCGAACCUGAUGGAGAACGUUCAGUUUUGUGUGGAUGC
Messenger RNA from Aspergillus pseudonomiae, 1466 nucleotides. RefSeq lists its product as uncharacterized. NCBI's taxonomy places the organism in Eukaryota, Fungi, Ascomycota, Eurotiomycetes, Eurotiales, Aspergillaceae. The transcript is spliced from 2 exons. The coding region runs from base 376 to 1251 and encodes 291 amino acids. The record is from RefSeq and is a predicted model, not a curated record.